UUAGCAUAACUCCGAUCUAUUUUAAAAACUACAACUCGGCUUCCUUGUGUUUUUCAACUUCGGAUCAUUAAAUACGACAGGUCACAUAUGUUAUAAACCAUCUUCAACUUCAACAUCAACUCGGUUGGUGCUCUCUCUCUCUCUUUGUGCAUGAAAACGCGUAUCUACUAGCUCUCCAAUAGAUUCUGGGCCUUGUUUCUGCUACCUUGAGUUCUGCCACUGGUCAAGCAGCUCUUUCUCUCACAAACUCUCUCUCUCUCGCUCUCAUCCUCAGAAUUCAUCAGAUCUUUGCCGCAGAUAUGCUCAAAUCACUAACCAGGGGCUGGAAAUUCACGGAAACUGAUGAGGGAUGUAUAUGUGGAAUAUUUGUUUUCUUCUCAGAGAGUUUAAGCUGAUCAGCUGCAAUGCUUUUCUCUGUAAGCGAGCAAGGCCCUUUUCAACGAGUGGCGCAGCUGGCCAUGGAAGGCUGCAAGGCAAGGUGGCCAUAAUAACAGGGUCAGCUAGCGGGCUUGGGAAAGCCACGGCCCACGAGUUCAUCCGACAUGGAGCACACGUCAUCAUUGCAGACGCAGAUUCUGAGCUGGGUUCACAAGUCGCCAAAGAGCUGGGGCCCGCAGCCCACUUUGUCCAGUGCGACGUUGCCGUUGAGUCCCAGAUAGCUGAAGCUGUAGAAACCGCCGUGGCUCGUCAUGGAAAACUUGACAUAAUGUACAACAACGCGGGAAUAACAGGCCCAGCGUUCCCGCCCAGCAUCGUUGACCUGAACCUUGAGGAGUUUGACCGCGUGAUCCGGGUCAACGUGCGGGGCGCGGUUGCUGGGAUAAAGCAUGCGGCACGAGUCAUGAUACCUGCGGGCUUAGGCUCCAUACUCUGCACGUCCAGCAUAGCUGGCUUGUUGGGUGGGCUUGGCCCUCACCCCUACUCGAUAUCAAAAUUUACGAUACCUGGCCUGGUUAAGUCACUGGCGAGCGAGCUGUGCCGAAACGGGAUCCGAGUCAAUUGCAUAUCGCCGGGUCCAAUCCCGACGUCAAUGGUGGUGCGGGAAAUAGGGCAGCUUUAUCCGGGGGCGCCGGAGGAUCAGGUUAAAGAGAUAGUGAAUGGGCUGGGAGAGCUCAAGGGUGCGAAGUGUGAGGAGAUAGAUGUGGCGCAAGCUGCGGUGUAUCUGGCAUCGGAUGAAGCAAAGUAUGUGACGGGUCAUAAUCUGGUGGUCGAUGGAGGCUUCACCAGCUUCAAAAGUCUUAGCUUCCCUCCUCCUCCGGAUCAAUCUGUGUAAUGUAAUGCUAGUAUAUGUCCAGAGUCAAGGACAGAGUCAGAAAUUUCUUCUAAUGGGGGCAACCGAAAACAACUCUUAUUAUAGUGUGGUUAUACGCAAUAUGAUAUUAAAGAUGGUUUCAAAUGAUGAUGUAUCACAAUUCCAAUGUUACAAAAAUUUCAAUAUA
Molecule: messenger RNA, 1439 nt
Organism: Pyrus x bretschneideri (Chinese white pear)
Lineage: Eukaryota; Viridiplantae; Streptophyta; Magnoliopsida; Rosales; Rosaceae
Product: short-chain dehydrogenase reductase 2a-like
Exons: 3
Coding region: 350-1273 (307 amino acids)
Source: RefSeq, a predicted model, not a curated record